AUGGUUGACGGCAAUUCUCCCUCGUGGAUGUCAUCCGAGGUGUACAGCGAGCCGAUCAAGAGGUUCUCUUGCCCGGAAGAGCCCGAAGCCGGCUACCCGACCGAGUGGCCGCUGCUCGACCUGCUCGCCAACUGGAACCCCGGGAACGCGUCCGGAGUUCCGGAGAGGCAUUUUCUCGGGGUUUGCAGGUUUGACUACCAGACGGAGCUACACAAGGCGCAAGCAUACAGUCUCCGUGAGGUGCCGUUCAUUGUCUUCAACGUGCCUGAGUUGGACCGGGCCGUUCAGGAGUGGAGCAACCCGGCCAAGCUGACCGCUGCUCUCGGAGACCACUUGUACAGCAUUGACGUCUCUUCCAGCCACCGUUUCCUCUACUACGGAAAACGCAGCUGGGAUCGGCCGCCAGGCUGGACACCGCCCACACGAAGAAUCUUGGACACUUUCGACGCUUGGUUGCGGCAUGCUCUCGGGAUUCGCCGACUAGAGGACCACCAGCCUGCCCGUGACAACGACCACAUUGUUGAGGCGAGCGACGGGCCCGGCCAAACGACCGACCACUCGCGCGCGGAUAAGGAUAAGGACUUCCUCGCGCCAUACGGCGGGGAACAGUGCGACCGUUCUCAGGACCGUUCUCAGGGCCGUUCUCCGGACCAAGGCGAGGAAUGGUUCCAAGGCGGAAGGGAUAGCAACGCCGAGAGUCAAGUGGUGCGGGGAGAGGAGACGAGACAAGAAUCUCCCGCAAGCAAGGCGCACUACUACCUGAAGUUCUCCUCCACCGUGGAAAGGCCGAACCGGUUCGUGGACCGUUCUUUGCCGUUUUUCGUCCCUCCUGCACAGCCUCUGGAAACGUACGACGACGAGUUCUCGGAAAGCUUGGCAUACAACGACUAUGGUUUUAGCCCAGCCGAGGGGGAUUAUCCUGCCGGAAAAAAGGGACGUCGAAGAAAAAGUUCGAGGGAGAGCAGGUGGACCGAGCAAGAUGCAUGGCCACCGCACCAGCGUCGGCAUUCGGAGGAUGAGUUGGAGGGCGGGGAAGAACAGGAACCAACCGAUGGUGAAAUUCGCAUGCUCGAGGGCGCAGCGGGGAGUGACAAGGAUGAAACCGACAUUUUCUUGAGGGAUGCGUCGGCUACGAAGGGGAUCCACUGCCGCCUAGGGAUGGAUGGGGUGAUGUCGGAGGGCCACUACGACGGGUCGCGGAACAUGGUGGCGCUCCUGGCCGGAAAACGUCGUUGGAUUCUGUCCAAUCCUCACAACUGCGCCCACAUGCACAUGUUCCGGAAGGGUCACCCCUCCGCUCGACACACGUCCGCGGACUGGACGGACCCGAACGUGGCGGCGCAGUUCCCACAUCUACAGGAGGCCACCGCGAACGAGGUCAUCCUAAGAGCUGGGGAGGCCCUCUUCGUGCCGGAGCACUGGAUCCACUCCAUCGUCAACAUCGGGGUCAGCGCGCAGUGCAACAGCCGAUCUGGAAAGUCCAACCUGUACCGGCCGGUCAUUAAAGAAUGCGAAGGUAACGCGCACGCCGAGUGA
Molecule: messenger RNA, 1536 nt
Organism: Ectocarpus siliculosus
Lineage: Eukaryota; Phaeophyceae; Ectocarpales; Ectocarpaceae
Source: the annotation of a GenBank genome assembly